AUGGGCAUUAGUAACAAGACGAAAGUACAGUUGAUGUUGAGAGGAGAUGCUAAAACAGUGUUUCGUCCCAAACGUCCCGUAGCUUACAGUGUACAAGGGGCAGUUGAGGAAGAAAUUCAACGUCUUUUGAGCCUAGGCAUUCUCAAGCCGGUUGAUCAUUCGGAUUGGGCCGCACCUAUCGUUGCUGUGCGGAAACCAAACGGACAAAUUCGUAUUUGUGCCGAUUUUUCUACUGACCUGUACAAUGUGUUAGAGCCAAAUCAGUACCCCUUGCCUCUGCCGGAGGAUAUUUUUACGAAAAUGGCAGGGUGCAUAAUUUUCAGUCAUCUGGAUCUCUCUAAUGUUUAUUUACAAGUGGCAGUCGAUCAACAGUCUCAGCAUCUGCUAACCAUCAACACCUACAAGGGACUCUUCCAAUACACUCGGCUCACUCCCGGUAUCAAGGGAGUGCUUUUCAGCAGCUGA
Wyeomyia smithii (pitcher-plant mosquito) is the source of this 465-nucleotide messenger RNA. RefSeq lists its product as uncharacterized. The coding region runs from base 1 to 465 and encodes 154 amino acids. The record is from RefSeq and is a predicted model, not a curated record. The transcript has a single exon. Lineage: Eukaryota; Metazoa; Arthropoda; Insecta; Diptera; Culicidae.